UUCAGCAGGUAUAUCGCGACGGCAUCGACGUGAACCUCAGAACGAGUGCGACCAUGUCCACCGAAAGCGAAGGCGAGCGUGUGCCGCUGCUGGGGAAAGGACUUUACGGCCAUGGCUUGGGAGACAAGACACCCUUGGACAUGGGUGGGUGCUGGAAUAACAUGUUCUUCUCGUGGCUCACACCGCUUUUGGACCUUGGACACAAACGGCCGCUCGAAUUUGACGAUUUGUACCAGUUGAACGCCAACAAUCGUGCAGAGCACAUCUCUUGCACGUUUAAGAAGCACUGGAUGACUGAGGUGAAGAAAGUAAAGCCACGGCUGGCGCUGGCGCUGGCACGGUCAUUUGGUAGUCCGUUCGCAGUUGCCGGCCUGCUCAAACUCAUCCACGACGUCCUGCAGUUUGUUGGCCCCGUCAUGAUCAAGUAUAUGAUCGCGUUCCUGAGCGACCCAACGGCCCAAGUCAGCACUGGGCUGUGGUACGCGCUGGCGAUCUUUGUGGCUGGCGUUGUCCAGUCGUUUUCGUUGCGGCAAUACUUUUUCCUGUGCUUUGAAACUGGCCUGCGCGUUCGUUCGGCCGUUGUGACCGCCGUGUUCGACAAAUCACUCGUUCUGGCUGCGUCGUCACGCGCAAAAAUGACGGCAGGCGGGAUCAACAACCUCAUGAGCGUUGACGCGCAGAGGCUGCAAGAUAUCACAACGUACCUGCAUGCGAUCUGGUAUGCCCUGUUCCAAAUGGUCGUUACGUCGUAUCUGUUGUACAUGCAGCUGGGGGUGGCGUUUCUCGCUGGUGUGGCGGUCAUGGCCACUCUUGGGCCGGUCACCACUGGGCUAUCCAAGCUCAUGCAACGAAUGCAGCGCUCGCUGAUGGAAGUCAAAGACGACAGAGUGAACGACAUGCACGAGAUGCUCCACGGCAUCAAAGUGAUCAAGCUCCAGGCCUGGGAAGAGUCUUUCGCGGCCCGGGUGAUGGAGUUUCGCACAAAAGAAAUGCAUCGCUUGCAGAAGUACGUGUACGCGCGAGCGGGGUCGAGCAUGGUGUACAGUGGCGUGCCGGCACUUGUGUCCAUCGCAUCCUUUCUUGCGUACAUAUAUCUUGGUCAUUCUCUGGACGUGGGGACGGCAUUGGCAUCGCUGGCGCUGUUCAACAUUUUGAAGUUUCCGCUGUUCAUCUUCCCGUAUAUGCUCAACUCGCUCGCGGAGGCUCAAGCGAGUUUUGGACGGCUGGAAGAGUUCCUCCUCAUGGACGAGCGGGAACCGGUGACGGCGGGACCGUUGAAGGAAACGGCCAUCUUGGUGCAGCACGCCGACUUUGAAUGGGAUGCAGCGCAGUGCGACAAGACAGAGGCGUCCGGGCCAAUUUUGCACAAUGUCAACUUGAAGCUCACGGACGGCAACCUGGUCGCCGUCGUUGGAGCCGUCGGGUCGGGGAAAAGUACUCUCUUGUCUGGAGUUUUGGGCGAUGCUCGGUGCGCCAGAGGCGAGGUGCACCGGUGUGGGUCCGUGGCGUACGUGAGCCAACAGCCAUUCAUCCAAAACGCGACGCUGCGAGACAACGUGACGUUCGGCAUCCCGUUUGAUCACGCCAGAUACCAGAAUGCGAUUCAGGUCAGCAGCUUGACCGACGAUCUCAAGAUGUUGCCGGGCGGCGACCUCACUGAAAUCGGAGAAAAAGGCAUCAACUUGAGUGGCGGCCAGCGCACUCGAGUCGCUAUUGCCCGUGCCGUGUACCAAGAUGCCGACAUGUACCUGCUGGACGACCCGUUGGCGGCCGUGGAUGCGCACGUCGGGUCAAACAUCUUCAAGCAGUGCAUCCAGACGGCGCUCAAGGGCAAGUUGGUCGUCUUGGUCACGAACGGGUUGAACGUUUUGAAAGAUUGCGACUCGGUCGUUGUGCUAGAGCAAGGACGCGUCGUGGAGCAAGGCACGUACGAUGAUUUGGUGGACAUGGCCGAUGGCGUGCUGGCCAAGAUGAUGCAAGGCAACUUGCACCCUGCCCCAAGCGACAACGUGCUACACCUCGUGGACGACGAUCAAUCGGAAAACCGUCUCCCAACCGAACAAGUUGCGCAGGAAAAUGGCAUCGACGGUGACAACGGCGCCUUGAUCGUGGAUGAAGACCGCAGCACGGGGGAUGUCCCAUGGACCAUGUACAGGGUGUGGAUCGACGCGUGUGGUGGCAUUGGUGUCGGCUGCGUGGUGGCCUUGCUGUACUUGGUGACGAGCUGCGUCAACUUGUCGGCGUCAUUCUGGCUGUCGUACUGGAGCGAAAACGCGGGCAAUUCGACCCACAGCCAAUUCUACUACUUCAACGUGUUCAUGGGGCUGAGUGCGGCCAGCAUUGGGAUGUUGUUUGUGCAGACGCUGGCGCUAUUUCUCGCGGGGCUGCGUGGGUCGGCCCAGCUCUUCAACGCGUUGCUCACCCGCGUGCUUCGCGCACCCAUGUCGUUCUUCGACACGACGCCGCUUGGUCGCAUUGUGAAUCGCAUGAGCAAGGACGUGUACGCUCUGGACGAAACGAUUCCGUCCAACUGGGGCAUGCUCCUCGGCGCCACGUUCUCGUUCAUGACGACCAUCGGCACCGUCAUGUACGCGACGCCGUGGUUUACUGUGCUCUUGCCGCCGCUGGCAGCGUUCUACUACGUGAGUCAGCGAUACUACAUCAGCUCAUCCCGUGAGCUGCAACGGCUGGACAGCAUCAGUCGGUCGCCAGUGUUCGCCUUGCUGGCAGAAACUCUGGAUGGCAUUCCAACCAUUCGAGCCUUUGGCAACGAACGACAAUUCGCUGCACGGAACGAAGCCCUGUUAGACCGCAACCAACGCGCGUACUUCUUGAACGUUAGCGCGAAUUGCUGGUUGUCCUUGCGGCUAGAAAUCGUCGGGACAGUGGUUACGGCGGGCGCAGCCUUCUUCGCAGUCCUUGCCCAUAGAAAUCAUGCGGGUGUAGCGUUUGCUGGGCUGGCUGGAGUCGCGCUAUCCUCUGCAUUCAGCGUGACCCAGAGUCUCAACUGGGCUGUUCAAAUCCUCAGCACGAUUCAAACGCAGAUGGUCAGUGUCGAGCGAAUUCACGCGUACUCCACGAUGGAAGUGGAGGCCGAGUUGCACGCCGAGCCCAUCAAGCAACUCGAGCUCGACAACGCCAAGUGGCCGUCCCAAGGAAAAGUGACGUUCACCAACGUGAAACUGCGCUACCGUCAACGUCUUCCCUGCGUCCUGCGCAACCUCACGUUCACGAUCCAUGCCAAGGAGAAGAUCGGGAUUGUCGGCCGCACGGGAGCGGGCAAGUCGUCGCUGGUCGUGGCGCUCAUGCGCUUGGUCGAGUUGGACGCUGGCCAAAUCACGAUGGACGACAUCGACAUUGCGACGAUCGGCCUCCACGACCUCCGUGACAAGAUCUCGAUCAUUCCGCAGGACCCCGUGCUCUUCUCUGGCACGAUUCGGUCCAACUUGGACCCAUUCGAUCGGUGCGGUGAUGACUCGAUCUGGACGGCUAUCAAGCGCGCCAACUUGCACAACGCCGUGACGUCGCUGGACGACAAAGUGGACGAGCGCGGCCAGAACUUCAGCGUGGGCGAGCGACAGCUCAUCUGUAUCGCUCGCGCGCUGCUGAAGAAAUCCAAGGUGAUCUUGAUGGACGAAGCGACGGCAUCGAUUGACGCCAAUACGGACCGUCUCAUCCAAGACAGCAUCCGCGAAUCGUUCCAGGACUGCACGUGCUUGACGAUUGCACAUCGCAUCAACACGAUCUUGGACUGCGACCGCAUCCUUGUGAUGGACAAGGGGUCGGCGGCCGAGUUUGACUCGCCCGCGCAGCUUCUCAAGAACCCCAAGGGCAUCUUUACCAACCUCGUCGAGCACUGGCGUGACGACAAGUCAGGGGCCUUUUGUCACGACGGACGCCUGCUGAAUAAGUAG
Aphanomyces invadans is the source of this 3914-nucleotide messenger RNA. RefSeq lists its product as hypothetical. Gene Ontology annotation, molecular function: ATP binding; ATP hydrolysis activity; ABC-type transporter activity. The transcript has 3 exons. Lineage: Eukaryota; Oomycota; Saprolegniomycetes; Saprolegniales; Verrucalvaceae. Gene Ontology annotation, cellular component: membrane. The coding region runs from base 54 to 3914 and encodes 1286 amino acids. Gene Ontology annotation, biological process: transmembrane transport. The record is from RefSeq and is a predicted model, not a curated record.